Messenger RNA from Pyricularia pennisetigena, 2766 nucleotides. RefSeq lists its product as uncharacterized. Gene Ontology annotation, cellular component: membrane; microtubule; cytoplasm. NCBI's taxonomy places the organism in Eukaryota, Fungi, Ascomycota, Sordariomycetes, Magnaporthales, Pyriculariaceae. Bases 1 to 2766 code for a protein of 921 amino acids. The record is from RefSeq and is a predicted model, not a curated record. The transcript is spliced from 3 exons. Gene Ontology annotation, molecular function: GTP binding; GTPase activity; microtubule binding.
AUGAGUGGCCGGCUCGCUGCUGCAGGGGCAUUACCCCUGGCGCGACGCGCUGCCGUCCGUCACUACCACCGUCUUCCGACCGGUGGCCUUCAGCGCCCCGAAGUUGCCAUCCGUGCAACCCGCCGGCCGGCCUGGUUGUCGGGCAACGCCUUCCACAAUGCGGUCGCGGUCCGGAAUGCCUCCUUCGCCAGGAUAUUGCCCAAACUCUUUGUCAAAUUCGCCAGGCUGCCAGCCCUUUUCGGCGGCGUCAUGAUCGGUGGCGCUGCUUGGGUUCAGUAUCAGGCCAUCAAGGUUAGCAACUCGGCAUAUGACUUGUACAAGAAUACAAAGGAGACGGUAACCACCACCGCAGGGAGUCUCUGGGAUGCCGUCGGUGACAUCGCCGAACAAACCAAGCGUGGUUUCGACAAUACAAAGGAGCAGGUGGAGCUGCCAGAGUGGCUCCAAAAGGUUCUUCGGAUACAAGAGGAGCUCGGGAUUGGUGGUGGAGGGGGCCCAGACCCCGGGGAAGAACCUCCAAAGCAGAGUCGCACCGGUGCCGCUGCAGGUGCAGCAGGUGCUGCGGCAAUAUAUGGAAUCGAGCAGGCCUCCGACGAUGACAGGACCGCAGAGGAAGUGGCCAAGGACGACCAGAUGAUGGUACUCACCAAGAAGAUGAUUGAGAUCCGCAACAUGCUGCAAAAGGUCGGACAGUCAAGCACACUUACGCUCCCUUCUAUAGUGGUCAUCGGGUCUCAGUCCUCAGGCAAAAGCUCGGUUUUGGAAGCCAUUGUUGGCCACGAGUUUUUGCCCAAGGGCUCCAAUAUGGUUACUCGCCGGCCUAUCGAGCUUACCUUGGUCAACACGCCCGAGUCCAACGUUGAAUAUGGAGAGUUCCCAGACCUAGGGCUGAGGAAGAUUACGGACUUCAGCUCGAUUCAGCGGACACUCACAGAGCUCAACUUGGCCGUGUCGGACGCGGAGUGCGUUUCUGACGACCCGAUUCACCUCUCGAUUUACUCGCCGAAUGUUCCGGAUCUCUCCCUCAUCGACCUCCCGGGAUACAUUCAAGUCGUUGGUCAGAACCAGCCUCUGGAGCUCAAACAAAAGAUAUCAGAGCUCUGCGAUAAGUAUAUACAGCCACCGAACGUCAUACUGGCCAUAUCUGCAGCAGAUGUCGACUUGGCAAACUCAACAGCAUUGCGCGCUAGUCGCCGCGUGGACCCUAGAGGAGAGCGGACAAUUGGAGUCAUCACCAAGAUGGAUCUGGUUGACCCCGUCAGGGCCGCUGCUAUCUUGAACGACAAACAGUAUCCCCUCAGACUAGGAUACGUUGGUGUCGUAUCUCGUGCUCCAACAAGCACCGGUCUCUUCAAGAAGGGCAAUGAGAACCUGACCUCGGCGAUAGUCAAGCAUGAGAAUGCAUACUUCUCGUCACACCCGCUUGAGUUUGGGCCCAACGCAGGAGUCAACGUGGGUACCACACAUCUGCGUAAGAAGCUGAUGCAUGUAUUGGAGCAGACCAUGUCGGCCAGUCUACAGAGCACAAGUCAGGCAAUCCGACAGGAGCUCGAGGAGGCCACAUACGAAUUCAAGGUUCAAUAUAAUGACAGGCCACUGUCUGCCGAGUCUUACCUUGCCGAGAGCUUGGAUGCAUUCAAGCACUCGUUCAAGAAGUUCGCCGAGGAGUUUGGCCGUCCGCAGAUGCUCGAGCUGCUGAAGCACGAGCUUGAUCAGCGGGUGCUUGAUCUUUUGGCGCAGAGAUAUUGGAACAAGCCAAUAACCGACUUGUCGGUUCAACCUCCAGAGCCCGACAGCCUAGCGGACCUUCCCAAGGCCGACACCAACUCGCUAUACUGGCAUCGCCAGCUUGACGCCUGUACCUCUGGUCUUACUAAGAUGGGUAUCGGCCGUCUGGCUACAACGGUCAUCGCCAGCACCAUACAAAAGCGUAUCGACGACCUGAUUGCACAGUCGACAUUUGUCAACCACCCGUUCGCGAGGCAAGCAAUCCAGGAGGCUGCAUCCAGCAUAUUAAAUGACAGGUUCUACAGCACAAGCGAUCAGGUAGAAAAUUGCAUCAAGCCGUACAAGUUCGAUAUCGACAUGGAAGAACGGGAGUGGGCCCAUGGUCGCGAGCAUGUCGUUGGUGUACUAAAGAGCGAGCUACAAGCCUGUCAGAAUGCCCUCACGAACCUGGAGAACUCGGUCGGUGGAAGGAGGAAGCUCAAAGAGGUAACCAACUUCAUCGAUAAGGCGCGCAAGGGAGACGUUGUCGUAGAGGGCGAGAGCAAAGCCGGCGCUGGUGGCUUCAGCGCUGCGCUGCUCCAGAAAGGCCGAGAAGCUGUGUUCCUCCGCGACAGGGCCGACAUAAUCAACAUGCGCAUCAUGGCAGUAAAAUCCAAGCAGUGCAGGACCAUGGAAAACAAGUACUACUGCCCAGAGGUCUUCUUGGACGCGGUGGGGACCAAACUGGCCGCUACAGCUGUCCUGUUCCUAAACGUGGAGCUGCUCUCCGAAUUCAACUACAGCUUCCCCCGUGAGCUCGAUGCGAGGCUUGGCAGGCACCUCUCCCAGGAGCAGAUCGAGAAGUUUGCCAAGGAAGACCCGAAGAUCAAGCGCCACCUCGAGGUCAUCCGGCGAAAGGAGCUCCUGGAGCUGGUGCUCGAAAAGAUGGAGAGCCUUAGGCAGCUCGAGGGUCGCGAGAGAUCACAUAACUCGAUGGGCGGCAGCUCUUCGAGGAGCGGCAAGGACAAGAAGAGCGGAGGCGGAUGGAGUCUCUUCUGA